Messenger RNA from Anoplophora glabripennis (Asian longhorned beetle), 702 nucleotides. RefSeq lists its product as uncharacterized. Lineage: Eukaryota; Metazoa; Arthropoda; Insecta; Coleoptera; Cerambycidae. The transcript has a single exon. Bases 1 to 702 code for a protein of 233 amino acids. The record is from RefSeq and is a predicted model, not a curated record.
AUGGCAACAAUUAAAUCUGCAUUCAAUAAUUACACAACAUCGCUUAGCUUUUUAGUGUUGGAUAAAAUAACUGACAAUGUACCGGUUGUCUCCUUUGACGCUUCUGAAUUGAAAAUUCCCACAAACUUAUACUUAGCGGACCCGGAGUUUAAUAAAUCGAAACCAAUUGACAUUUUACUCGGCGCUGGAAUCUUUUGGGAAUUGCUAGCAAAGGACAGGAUAAGAACUAACGAAAAUUCACUAAUUUUUCAAAAAUCCAAAUUAGGUUGGCUAAUUUCCGGCAACACUACGCAGUCUUGUCAUGAAAUAAAAAUACUUUGUAAUCUUUCAAUAUCAAAUCGUGAACUGAGCGAACAGCUACAGACGUUUUGGCAAAUUGAGGAAGGUCCUCAAGAAAAAAUAUAUACACGUGAACAACGCGAAUGCGAGGAACACUUUGUAAAAACUUACACGAGAGAUGAUACCGGUCGAUUUACGGUUAGUUUACCCUUACGCGACGAUUAUUCGAAAUUAGGCGACUCAAUGGAGAACGCUAUCAAAAGGUUUUACGCUCUUGAAAACAGACUUAUGAAAAAUUCUGAACUAAGGGAUCUUUAUGAUAAUUUCAUGUCCGAAUACGAGUCUCUAGGACACAUGACAAAAAUUCAAAAUCCGUUAGACAUUCAUAAUGAAAUCACAUCACGGAGUGUUCAAAGAGUCUAG